UCUUGCUGUCACAUGACACAUGACGGAGCCAUGCCGGUGUUUGGGACUCAAAGGAGGAAGCUAGAAUUGAGGUUACCUGAAGGAAUCGCAGCGCUCUGCUCAACUGCAUGGUAGCAGGUGUGGGAUCGCAUCUGCUCGUUUAUGUUGCAGAGCCUGUGCUUUAAAAACGUGACCAUUACAGUGAGCAGUUAAUGUUUCAACGCCACCAGUCUGAAAGCGUCUGUAUCUGACCACAUCCUAGACAGGACAAGGACAUUACUUCAGCAAUGGCAAAGCAAUCCACGUCCCUGCUAGAGUGUCCUCUCUUAGUUGCUGCGGUCUUCAUUACUGGAAUCGGUGGAACGUUUCAGUAUGGCUUCAAUAUAGCAGUCAUGACUUCUCCCUCUUUGUUUAUAAAGGAGCUGGUGAACACAACGUCUACGGAGCGCUAUGGGCUCCCCCUGGAGGAGUGGCAGCUGACUCUGAUCUGGUCCUUCCUGGUCUCCAUCUUCUGCGUCGGAGGUCUGCUGGGCUCUCUGCUGGCGGUACAAAUGGGCAAGAAGUACGGCAGAAAGCAAUGUCUUCUGAUGAACAAUCUGGUGGCCAUCGUGGCCGCAGUUUUGAUGAUACUGAGUAAAAGAGCUGUGUCCUUUGAGAUGAUCAUGGUUGCACGUUUUCUCUAUGGCGUCAACACCGGGGUCAUCUUAACCGUUCAUCCGAUGUAUUUGGUUGAAUCCGCCCCGAAAAAUUUGCGAGGAACGGUGGGUGUGACUACUGCUACCUUUUCCUCUUUAGGGAAGUUCUUUGCUCAGCUCCUGGGGAUCAAAGAGCUGCUGGGAACAGAGGACCUCUGGGUCUGGCUGCUAGGGUUCAGUGGGUUUGUUGCCCUGUUCCAGCUCUUCACCCUUCCUCUCCUGCCAGAGUCCCCCCGUUACCUCCUGCUGAACAGGGGAGACCAGGAGGGCUUUGAAAGAGCUGUUAAGAGGUUGUGGGGUUCCAGGGACUACAGUGUGGAAACUCAGGAGAUGCUGCAGGAGAAAAUAGAACUUCAGGACAUUAAAAUCCACUCAGUUAUGGAACUGUUGCAGAGCCGCCCCUUGCGAUGGGUGGUGCUGACAGUCAUUGUUAACUUCGUAGCCAUACAGCUGUGUGGCAUCAAUGCUGUGUACCUUUAUUCCACUGAAGUGUUCACUGCAGCAGGGAUCCCAAAAAACCAACUGAAUUACGUAGCCUUUGGGACUGGGUUGUGUGAGGUCAUCUCUUCUGUGAUCUGUGCUGUAGCUGUUGGAAGCAUAGGAAGAAAAAAGCUUCUGAUUGGUGGCUACGGAUGCAUGGCUGUUACCCAGAUGUUGCUCACCAUCACCCUUAACCUGCAGGAUCAUGUCAAGUGGAUGCCUUACUGCAGCAUCGUCCUCAUCUUCCUCAGCAUCUUCUCCUUUUCCUGCGGCCCCUCUGGAGUGACCAUGUCUCUGCUGGCGGAGUUCUUCACCCAGUCCUACAAACCAGCGGGCUACGCUCUGGCCUGCAGCAUCAACUGGGUCGGUCUCUUUGUCGUGGGGAUGGUCUUCCCUCUCCUUGUGAAACAUCUGGAAAGCUAUUGUUUUCUGAUUUUCCUGUUCUUCACCAUCGCCCUUGCAACGUUUGUGGGGAUCAACGUUCCUGAAACCAACAACUUAUCUCCCCUGGAGAUACAGGAAGCGUUUCGCAAGAUGCACUCUAAGACUGAAAAGGGUGGUGGGCCUGCUACACCCUGUGGAACGACAGAUAAUGAAAUACAUGGUCUGAAGUGUCAGACCAAACUUUGACAGCAUGUGUGUCUAUGUUAUGUUUAUGUUAUAGUGAAACUGGAAUGACGUGUGCCUUGUCAUGGUGGAACUGGAAGGGUAAUGACCUAAGGUUAUCACCAGUAGGCCUACGCUCUGGCCUUCUGCCAACUGUUUAUUUAGCCCAGCCUAUAUCUAUGACAAUCAUCUAAGAGGACGCCCUACAAAUAUGUUCACCAUAACAUUUCCUGAAUAUCACGUCAUCAUGAUAUAAAUGACGAUUUGUUACUAUUGAAUAUGCUAUUCUUUUGCAUUGGAAAAUGCACUGGCUCUAAUUAUAUGCCAAUUUUUUUAGUAUUAAAAGGGAACACAUUUUAUAUAAAUAAAAAAAAAUUGUGUA
Messenger RNA from Gadus morhua (Atlantic cod), 2142 nucleotides. RefSeq names its product solute carrier family 2 member 11, like (gene slc2a11l). Bases 267 to 1784 code for a protein of 505 amino acids. NCBI's taxonomy places the organism in Eukaryota, Metazoa, Chordata, Actinopteri, Gadiformes, Gadidae. Gene Ontology annotation, cellular component: plasma membrane. The transcript is spliced from 13 exons. The record is from RefSeq and is a predicted model, not a curated record. Gene Ontology annotation, biological process: dehydroascorbic acid transport. Gene Ontology annotation, molecular function: D-glucose transmembrane transporter activity.